AUGGAUAUUGGUGAGAAAUGGUACGGAGAUAUGAUACAGGCGAAGAAUGCAACACAAAUGCCCUAUAGACUCGAACGCAUCCGGUCCAAGUUCGAACGCCGUGGCAUAACUGGAAUCAAAUUCAUGAUUGUCAAUAUGAACUUGGACGAGGCACGACAGCAAGUCCAGAAUCUUAAAAAUGUCGUUAACGAGGUGGAAAUUCCGAUAUAUCAGGACAACGAUGAGUUACAAAUUUGGAGAACACUCGGCGGAGACAAAGACUACCUCUACAUUUAUGACGGGUGUGGAAUGCACAGAUACCUACUGACGUCAGCCGACAUAUUGGACCGUGUGCAAAGUUCCAUAGAUAGGCGCCUUAUCAAGCGUCGCAUACGCCAGGUAAAACGACGCGAUCGGUGCGCCCGGCAAUGUCGCAGGUACAGGCGGCGCUUGAUGUCGGCGGAGGACAUGGACCGGAUGCAGGGACACCAACCACAUGUUAUAUCUAUGUCACGUCAAAGGAACUCCGAUUCCGAUGCAAAUCGGACACCUGCGUGUAUGGAGCGUAACUGCCGAGGACAGAACAAUCCACAAAGCAGACACAGAUUGAUUCAUCGGAUGUGACGUCACAUGUUGAGACGAGGCCUUCUGGGAGAAUCGACACAGUCUUGAUUGUGUCCACGCAACUUCCGGGAUGUAUGUACGUGCACACGUUAUCGUCAGUCAGGUAGAAUGCGUUUCUGCGCAUGCUCUGAAAUCACGCCUUCCAUUAACGUGCGUUGUAUGUGAUAUAACUGUAACGAGUUUACUAACGGACAUGACGUAGAAAUUCCACUUGUCCGACCGUCUUGACGACUGUUGACCAGCUGACACUGUAAUAGCGACAAUAACCUCCAGUCAGCAACAUGUCAGUGACCAACAGGACAAUCGACUGACAUUGCUACACCAUCAUCAGUCUCCUGAUCUUGUGAUGGAGGUGUCUGCGUAUGACAAGGAAUUAACGAGUCGUGUAUGUGACGGGCGACCGACAUGGGAACGUCAUGAGAAUGUCAUUUAGACGCGACGUCAUGUUUUUGACCUAGGGACGCAUCACACGGUGAUAUGUGACACUGCCAGACAACGUCAACCGGCGUCAGCGAGAACUCCUGACAGUGACACGGACAACAGAGUGGUCGGAGUAGCGACAGUGUUGUCUGAGAAUGACAACACACGACCGGAAACUGUCAUUGAAAUUGCGAGGUUUCCAGCAAUGGAAACCUUCAGUGACAAUGACCAAUAGGUCGGACUCCAACUGCUGUUGUCCACUGACGAACCGGAAGUGACACCGGAAGUAGAUGACAUUGACCAACAACCGCCACGGCUGGAAAGACUUGAGAAUGCAUAUCAGGUAGGAACGGUGACCAUAGUUCGUGCAUGUGAGGCACAGACCAACAGCCGUGUGGAUGACAGUCAUUGACAUCUGAUAUGGCAUCCGACAUCGUCUGACAGUGCGACAGACAGAAUAAUACGACGGAAAUGUGAGCUUGACAGAGUCUGUCCGGUCAUCCGGAUGGAACCUGACAAUGUCACUCUAUCAGCACAGACUGACAAUGACAAGGUCUUACUACAGACGGGAACAUUUGACAAGAAACUGGGGUCGUGGGCGCACCCAUUUGACCUUGACAACAACAAUGACGGUGACCCGUUUCCGCGUGACAAUGACGAAGCAGCCGGAAUGGGAAGUCACUCUGACUUUGACAGUCAGCUGGACGCAACUGACAGUGCUCAGGGUCGCAUUUAGGGUAGAAAGGAAACCAAAAUUAAGACACCAAUUUCAAUUUUUUACUGAUGCUUACAAAAACGCUAAAUGACAUCAGCAAUUAUUUGGCGUUUUCUAAUUCAUAUAUAUAACCUUAAUGCUAAAACAAAAUAUCAUUUCUCCAAAUACAACUUUUAACAUACAUCAAUUGGUAAGAAAAAAGCGAAGUUCAAGAAAUGCUACCCCAUGCUACUGACCGGGACAAUAUAUAUACCAUAUCAAUGGUUUCAUGAACGAGUUGGUCAUACAAUGGAUAGCCUACAUGACGGCACUUGGACAAAACCCAGAAGGUAUCCAAUGUUCAGAUAAUUUGGCUGACCAGUUGACCAAAGCCCUGACAUGACACUAUUGAUAUUGACAAGAGAAUGAAUCUAUGACAUGAAACUGGUAUUACACUGUAUUGAACAUUGUACUGCUGAGGUGUGAAUAAGGAAGGAAGUGGUGAGUAUGUGCUGCUAAAAUAAAUGUAUCUUGUUAUUUGUACUAUGUUUAUUAACAAUUGUUUGUAAAACAAACAGAAAACAAUGCAUAUAUGUGCAUCUGCAAUCUCUGUGUCGCUUCUGCGAUUACAUCUUCGAAAUCCAGAAUAAUUUACACAUCAUCUCAGCGCCUUUGGAAAGUGACAAGAUGAUAUCACAGUAGGCCAAUUAAUCGAUUCGAGAAAUGCAAACAAAACGUCCAUUAAGAUUACAGGAAUGCUUACUUCCCUUACUUUUCAGGCCCGUUUACCAAGACACAUUCCGAGAAUUACAGAAAAUAGUCCAAUAGACAUCCUGAAUUUCGAAGAUGUUUAACCCCUCCAUCGGGGUCAUCCAUUUAUAUAAUUUAUAGUUAGCCAUUAUAAAUAAUAUGUUUAAAAUGUUAAUAGGCUAGCAACAAAGAACCCGUGAGCAAAACGCAUUUUAAGAAGAGAAUACGUGUACUUGAAAAUAACAUUCCAAUAAAAUAUUCGCAUUGUAAAUUAGAUUGAGUAAAUUGCGAAACUUCAACAUUGCUGUUUUGCACAUGUUUUGUUUGUGACUAGCCCUCAUCAAGCCCCUGUGUUCAGUGUAAUCGAGUAAAACAUAAUUGUGAACGAGAAAACUAUAUUUGUGUUAACUUAUCAUUCCCUGUCAGUCUUUAAAUAGUGUUACCGCCACAAUAAAUUAGCCAUUUAGGUAGAAUGUAUUUCUAUACUCUAUUAUUUGGAUAUGUAUUUGGGAAGAUUGCAACAACAGAUGUAGAAUUCUAGCUCACAAGCACCUGUGUCAGAGAGAGUGUGUUUGAGGGAGAGACGUAUCGGUAAUAAUGGUCGGUAUGAUACACGUGUUCGUCGACCUGUGACGACCCGCCAUAAAGCUAGGGAUAGAAGUGGUGGAGUCUGAGGGACUCUAGUCGACCGGUGUAUCCUUACGACCACUGUGUGUAAGGAGAUUAACACUUCCUUCCUUGUUCAGUACUAAUGUGAAAAAAAUGUUAUGAAUAAUAAUAAAAAUGAUAAUAACAUA
Molecule: messenger RNA, 3264 nt
Organism: Ylistrum balloti
Lineage: Eukaryota; Metazoa; Mollusca; Bivalvia; Pectinida; Pectinidae
Exons: 3
Coding region: 1-603 (200 amino acids)
Biological process (GO): selenium compound metabolic process
Cellular component (GO): extracellular region
Molecular function (GO): selenium binding
Source: RefSeq, a predicted model, not a curated record